AUGGCAGAUAAAAUAUUUACUCUUGCUGGACAGGGGCUCAAGCUCGAUUCGCGUGCAGAUGUAGAACCUCAUGUCGAGAAGCUCAGGGCGAUGGAGGACGUGGAGGAGAUCCAUCUGGGAGGGAAUACUUUCGGUGUCGAGGCUUGUCAAGCUCUGGCAGAAGUGUUAGAAACGAAAAAGACGCUCAAGGUAGCAGAUCUAGCAGACAUCUUCACCAGUCGCCUGAUCACCGAGAUCCCCACAUCCCUUUCUGCACUCUGCGACGCCCUCAUCUCCCAUCCCCAGCUGCACGAGAUAAACCUCUCGGACAACGCCUUCGGUGGCCGUUCUGCCGAACCCAUGGUCCGACUUCUCUCCCAAAACACAGCUAUCUCCGUCCUGAAGCUGAAUAACAAUGGCUUGGGCCCUGCAGGUGGGGAAAUCGUCGCCCGCGCCUUGCUGGCCAGCGCGGAGAAAAGCGCUGCUGCCUCCGAAACUAGCAAUCUGAAGGUGGUCGUUUGCGGCCGGAAUCGGCUCGAAGACUCCGCCAAGGUGUUCGCUGAAGCGUUUGCUAAGCACGGCACGCUCAGGGAAGUGACGAUGCAAAACGACGGGAUCCGCAUGAGCGCAAUGCUCGCUCUCGUCGAGGGACUCUCCCACUGCCCAGACCUGGAACUCCUCGACUUGGCAGAUAACACCCUUACCGAAGUGACCGACUCUGGGGCGAUUGACCUCGCCGGCCCGAGGCUCGUUGCGAAGGUCCUCCCUCGGUGGAAGAACCUACAAGUACUCAAUCUCUCCGACUGCGUACUCAAACCCCGUGGGGGGGUGCUGAUCGCCCAGUCCCUCGCUGGCGGCAGCAACCCGGGGCUGAGAGAGCUGAAAUUCGAAAACUCGGAAAUUGACCCCAAGACGUUUGGGCUUUUGGCCGAGGCCAUCUCACGCCUCCCUGAGUUUACGCUGCUGGAGCUGAAUGCCAAUAGGGGGGAUGCGGAGCACGAGACCCUACAGGCGAUCAGGGAAGCGCUGAAAAAGCAGGGGAAGGAAGACGCACUGGGAGAACUGGACGAGAUGGAGGAGAUUGACGAGGAGGAGGAAGAGGAAGAAUAUGUAGAGGUGUUCCCAGAGGCGGAGGAGGCAGAGAAGGAAGAGGGAGAGGAAGUGGUGGUUGUGCAGAAGGAGCAGAAGGAGGAAGAGGAGGUACAGAAGGUUACGGAGGAGCUGGCGGAGGUCAAGCUGGAUGGCGCUGUGCCCCCUGCUGCUGCUGCCCCAGUCGAAGUUUUCGCUGCCGUUGUCAACGUGCCCGCUACUGUCGAAACACCUGCUCCAGUCGAAGCACCCACUCCCGCUGCUGCAGAGUCCUCUGCUCCAGCACCGGUCGAAGUUCCUGCACCUGCUGCAGCAGAGCCCCAGACGACUCAGGAGACUGAAGCGUCCGCGGAGCCAUCUGCCAACGGAGUCCCCGCUCCAGCGCCGGUCGAAGUUCCCGCUCCAGCAGCAGCGGUGGAAGCCGCCACCGCCCCUACCGCUUCCGAGACCCAGCAAAGUCAAGAGGCCUCCACACAUGCGCCUGAGCCCUCAGUCCCAGCUCCCGAAGCAGCGGUCAAAGCCACUGCCGUCCAAGUCCCUGUCGAGACUGCCGCCGCCGCUGUCCCCCCCAAGACUACCGCCCCUCCCUCGUCCUUCAAGCCUAUCGAAGCCCCUGCGGCCUCCGCACCUCCCUCGUCCUUCAAGCCUGUCGACGUCGCCAUCCCGCCUGCAACGGAAAACGGCACUGCCACAACCUCGAAUGCUCAGGAACCGGAGACGCCUGCGAAAGGCGGGAGCUGGCGCCAGAAGGGCGUGCGGAGGAGGAAAAGUAUUCUGGGCGGACUGGGUGAUUUGGGGGAUAAGAUCGUGGGCGUGUUUAGCCCCAAGAGGAGGGUAAGCAACGUCCCCAAGUGAGUGGCUGCACCUGGUUCGCUCUACCAUACAUGGCUUGAUGUGGAAUUUCUUGAUUCAUGGGUGGAGUGGCCCCUUUUUGUCUUCUUGUUGGUCGAUGUGACACCCCGCGUAGUUCGGCGAUAUACCUG
Molecule: messenger RNA, 2051 nt
Organism: Dacryopinax primogenitus
Lineage: Eukaryota; Fungi; Basidiomycota; Dacrymycetes; Dacrymycetales; Dacrymycetaceae
Product: RNI-like protein
Exons: 2
Coding region: 1-1923 (640 amino acids)
Biological process (GO): activation of GTPase activity; nucleocytoplasmic transport
Cellular component (GO): nucleus; perinuclear region of cytoplasm; cytosol
Molecular function (GO): small GTPase binding; GTPase activator activity
Source: RefSeq, a predicted model, not a curated record